Molecule: messenger RNA, 6433 nt
Organism: Cephus cinctus (wheat stem sawfly)
Lineage: Eukaryota; Metazoa; Arthropoda; Insecta; Hymenoptera; Cephidae
Product: synaptogenesis protein syg-2
Exons: 11
Coding region: 3331-4317 (328 amino acids)
Source: RefSeq, a predicted model, not a curated record
UCCUACGUCAGUCUCUUUUUCGGUCGCGUUUUACUAUUCUUGCUCCCUCCCCCCCUCCCGCCCUGUGCAUCUUUCAUUGUUUUGAUUCUCUGCGACACAAGCAGCCCAAUUGCUUAGUCCAGGCCUUUCCACAUGAUUCUCUCUUUGUCAGAGUCUGUACUCUGGUCUCUCUCUCUGAUCACAGCCGAUUACUUCGGUAUCUGUCAGCCGGAUCAAAGUUGUCCGUAGCUAUUGAGCCCUAUUGCGUUCAUUUCGCACUCUAGACUGCUCAAUCCGGUUCUUUGCAUUUGUCCUAUGUCAAUUUUAAUGUUUGUAACAAUCUUUCUCUAUUUGCAUCGUGAUCUUUUACUUGAGACUUUCUGCCUUGGGUCUUCAGCCCGAUUUAGACCCUCUAUCCCUGCACACUUCACCAUCAAAACUUCGUCGCGGUUAUUGUUUAUCGUGCGCGAAAAUCCGCGUCUUGAUCCAGUCAUAAUGUGUAAAUAACGAGUUUGCAUUCGAAAACAUGUGUAGUGCUAAAAUAAUCGGUAGAGCCGAAUCGCUAACGAAUCUGUGAACCAACUACAAGGACAAGAACUUUUCUUUUAUCGUUAUUUUCUAUUCACCGUAGACGUUUGUGUUAUCAUUUGGUUCAUCAGUUGGCAUAAUCUUUCGGCACAUUCGUAACGUUGACGUAUCCGUCGACAACUCUAUCAACGGGUUUCCGUAACACUCAGCCUUACGUAACACGAACUCUGUAAGACGUCUAGUCUAGGUAGUCUAGGUCUAUUUAUCUUCAGUCAACGAUUCCGUAAAGAAAGAGCGCUGCAACUAGCCUUUGACUGGUGCUGCCACCACUCGUGGCGUCAACUGUACUACUUGCCGUGGCAUCUUGCAUUGGAUCGCGUUGCGUUGGCGAAGCAAGAAUACAAUUGUCAAACAUGACACUCUCUUGCACGUAGAAAGUUAUCCUUUGGAUUCAUCGCUUUUCUUAUAAUUCAACUGCUCGAAUUACAUGGUCGCCGCGUUUAUUACCUGUGCAACUACUUUCUACAAUACUUCGUAUAACAUUCUGACGCAGUGCAGUUUCUUGUGUCUACGUACUAUGUAACUGCCGUUUCAUUACAUCGUUCUGCUCGUGUAAAGAAAGCUGAGCCUUUGACGAUUGAUAAGUUUAUUAACGAAGAAAUCUUGAACGUUCGUCUGACAGGAUUAGAGGAAAAUUACUAAGGAAUCAUGUAAUACCAACCUGGGGUAAGUGGAGAUGUGAAAAGUAAAUGCGAACGUAUAUGGCGGUGACAGACAUUAGAGUACUUGCAUGUCCACGCAGUUGACAUGUGUCGGGCGUUGCGUGCAACAAAUUGCAACAUCAUGGCAGAAUAUGUUUCCAUUGUAAGAAUGUCCAGUUUGUCGGAGUGGCUUAGUGACGAGCACACUCGGAAAUAACGCUGUGUAUUCCUUAUUUAUUCCACCUGGCUUCCGUCUGCCCAUUUCAGAUCGAUAUCCGGCAUGAUUCUAUUUUUGAGAACAACCAUCAAUUUUCAAGCCCAGUUUUUCUGUACAGAGCGUCGAUGCGAAUGUAUUAAUGUUCGCAAUUUCAUGAGCGAUAUUCGUGUUCUCCCAUGUACAUAUAUCUCUGCAUUCAAAAUGUAUAUGCAAUUGCACGCUGGAAGUCGCUCGUCCCACUGUGGGAAAAUGAGCAUCGUGCGUCACAACCAUCCGUCCGUGUCAGUUUCUGCGGUCGUUGAAUAAAAUAUCCACAGUAUUGCAUCUCGUUUUUCGCCCAGUAGUUAGAAUCUCCUCGUAUCGAUAUAAGACGCGCGUAUCCGCUCGAGGGCAAAGUCCGAAAUUAGGAAACGUCCCGUCUUUUCGUGCCUAUCUCCUUUACACACGAUAUAUCAAAGAAACCCGUCGAGGGCAGUGUUCUUUUCAAAGGUAAUGCCUUUAAAUUAUCUUCCAUUGUAAUGUGUUUGUUUGCCAGAUAACAGCCAAGAAAAGUAGGAAACGUAAAACUAAGGAAAGGAGCGUAAGAAAGAAACGAUUAGUGGGAAAGUAGCAGUCGGACAGCCAUAUAACGUAGCGAGGAAUGAAAAAGAAAGAGAAGGGUGUAAAAAACAAAAGUAGUGAGAAGAUAGGAAGUUAGGAGGAAACGUUCAUACAAAUGGAGGCUUCUCGUCUAGUCGUCUCGUAAAAUAUCUAAGAGGGCCGUCUCUCUGGUCGUCUUAUGCUUUACUGCCAACUCUGUAGCUGCUUCGCGCGGCACGCUAAUUAAAAAAGCACGCAUGUCCCGAGACGUAAAGAUUGGUUUAUGGCGACGUGGGAACGUCGGGGGUCGUUCGUUCGGAUCUGCCUCUUCUCGGGAGUGGUAUUAUUUAAUACACAGCCGGGUUCCUGGGUAACGAGGGUGCCGUUGCCUUUCGAAGUCCUUCAUCGGGUUUCGGCCUCUGGGCUGCUACCGCCGAAGCUCCAUUUGGCAAUCCACGCGCCCCCCCACUUCGUUUCUCCAAAUUUUCCUCCCGUAGCUGCUGCUCGUUUCCUCGUCCGCGCCAUUUGCCUCUCGCUCCCUUUCCUUAACCCCCACUACUUGUUUGACCCUAACCUCUCACGGCACCUUCCAAAUUUUCUCGGAUUAAAUAAAGUUUGAUUUCCCACGGGGUAAAUCGCGGUACGUUCGUUCCUGCUCGCCAUUAGGCUCUGCCAAAAUUCUCCCUUCGAAUCGAUUGCUCUUUUACUCUCGCCAUCUUCCCACUACACCCCAUUCUCAUUCUCCGGCUAUAUACCUAGGAACGCUCUUACGCCUAGUUUCCCCUUCGGUCUCUUAGCGAUUUCCAAGCGACCCGUCAAGUAUACAUAUACUACCUGCGCCACAGGUAUAACUAUACAGCCAUCUACUUUCGCCUUCCCAUCUAUCCUUUAUACUCUAUCUUCCACGUACUAGUCGACCGCGUGUGACACGUGGCCUGUCCUGGCGUCCCAUUACCUACGGGAAGAUUUGUGUCUUCUUUCUCGGAAGUUGGAUGAACGCCGUUUCGCCUGGGAAAAGUCACGUUGUGCAUCUACGGUUGGGAAACUCUGAGUGUCUCGCUGUGUCAGGAUAGCGGCAGGAGGAAGGAGAGAGUCCUGUAGCAUCCUUCGUUUCGCUCGUUCCUGACAGUCUGACCGUAUUCCUGAGGCCACCCCCUCCGGCACCACUCGAUGCAGUGUUGUGCUUUAGUGCAGUGCCCAAACGCGUGUUCCCUGAAUGCAGAUCUUGGCCUUCACGGAUCAGCUUAACCAGCUUCGCACGUGGCCGACGGUGAUAGCUAGUGAAGAAAAAGGGUACAAACCUUAAACAACGAAUUACCCAUCGGGAUGCCCGGAGGGUGCACACCCCCUGCGAUGGAUUUGGUGUUUCUCCUAGUCCUGGCAUUACUACGUCAAGAUGUCGUCGCUCUACAGCUACUCCAUGUGAACGUUCCGCCAUAUGCCAUUAAGGGAGAUAGCGCGCCUCUGCUAUGCAGCUACGAUCUUGGGACCGGCAAACUUUACUCCGUGACCUGGUACAAAGAUCACGAGGAAUUCUACAGAUACGUGCCCAAAGCUACGCCCAGUCAACACAGCUAUCGCGUCGAAGGUGUAGAAGUUGAUACUCACUUUUCGAAUGACCAAAAAGUGACGCUUCACAACGUCGGAUUGAAAACCGGUGGUCUCUACAAGUGCGAGGUCAUCACUGAAGCCCCUGGAUUCCCAUCUGUCUAUAACGAGAGUUACAUGGAGGUCAUAUCGCCCCCUGACCAUGAUCCUGAAAUCACAGGCAAGGAGAAGAUCUACGCCAGCGGUGACAUCGUGGACUUUAAUUGUACCAGUGGAAAAUCCUACCCGCCAGCCAAACUCGAGUGGUAUAUCAAUGGGGAAAAGAUCGCUGCAGAUUCGGAAAUGACCAUCGAGCAGCACGACCUGUUUACGUCGAUAUCAACCUUACGCCUCGAAAUUGGUCCGAAUCAUCUGGUUGAUGGAAAAAUAAACGUAAGUUCAAGGUCUCGCGAGUCUUUCCGGCCCUUCUCUACUGACAAUAGUGGCGAAUCUCCUUCUACGGCGAUUACUCGUCGUAGCUUAGAAUUAGGACGAUUCUCUCGUCGAUGGGGGAUGGACUCACCCUCUAAGACCGGGGGCAGCCUGGGAGAGCCUCAACGACGCUCGACCGAUGGGACGUAUACUGGAGGAGAGACGAAGAUAGAAGAUGGAAGACGUUUCGUGACAAAAGACAAUCAUGGCUUGGCAUUAUCGAGCGGAGCCAAUAAACAAUGGAAAACCAAAAAUGAAAUCGCUGAUAAGGAAUCAAAGACAGUCGGUUUAUAACAAUUGUUAUUGUACAGAAGAAGUAUGUGUGCGCUUGAAUGAUUUUUGUUAUUGUCGAUAGCGUAAUCGAUCGGUUACGCGAUCGUGUUUCCGAUAUACGUUAAUGAAUAUUGAUUGGUAAUAUCGAUAAUCGACUCGUCGUGUGCUAAAGGUUAGAAGGUUACACGUAGAUAGUCAAUUGUGCAAGAAGCCCUUUAGGCGGUCACAGGGGAUGUAAAAGUGAGAAUGCGCCACGUGUCUUCUUGUCCCCUGUGAUAAUUUCCGCUUGUGGAACCACGGUGGUACAGAGUGAUAGACUUAAGAGAAAAAAAGAGUUGGAGCUAUGACGUUGUAUAAAAGAGAGAGAAAGAGGGAAGAGCGAAAGUAAGAAAGCGACAGAAGAAUCGUUAAUCAUAAAUAAUCGAAUGACGAUCGCCGGAAGAACGAUCCCCUCGACACUAAGGGGGAUAAGGCAGCUUCCGUUCUAAUUAUAAGUUAUAAUUAGUACGUGUGAUUAAUAAGAACCCGCAAAACUUAGCAGUCUCUUUAAUGGCAAUUGACAUAUCUCGUAAAGUGGAUCCCCUUUUGCACAGCAUCCCUUAAUUCCCGGCCGGCCUAUCGAUGUAACAGAUUCAUCAGCCCGGCAGCUAUCGGCGUUAAUAAAUCCCCUGCAACCCUUCGAUCCUCACGCCUACAGUUAUCGUUAUCGACUUCCUUCGUGUUGCUGUAGGACAAGUCCUAUAUCUGCUAUGAUCCCCUCUUCGUAUGGUCCUUCCCGUCGCGCCAGCACUCCUCCGUGACAUUAAUCGAAAAGAAAAAAGCAGCAACUAUCGCUUAAACGUAUAAGAGUUUCCUCGGAAUGGCAAAUCAGGUCGUUUUAGGGAAUAAAGUUUGACUAGGAUUACGCGAAAUUCGCAAAGCGCCCGUUCUUACGUUCUUGAGGACGUAAGCGAGAAAAUUGCAACGUUUUGGAAUUAUCAUGCAAAUGAUACCUGUGGCUGCGGGAAACCGGUUGGCUGCUCGAGUCAAACCAGGGGUGGUGUGCAGGGGGGGGGGAUGGCGGAAACAGGAAGUCUCCUUAAUGUAGGUAAUUAAAGUCAGCGCACACGUGCGCACGACCUGACAAAAGGAAUAUAAUCGCACUCGCGUACCUGGAUAGUGCCGCGAGAAUAGCGUGGGGUUGCUUCGUAAAGCCACCCCGUCGAGCGAGGGUGGCGACGCCGAUGCUCCGUCGAGUCUCUGCUCUUUCCGCUCUCUCGAAUGCUUUCGGAGAAGAAGAAAGAGACGGGCGCUGAAGGAGUAAGAGAAUAAAAAAUAGAGAAAAUAAAAAGUGUGAAACUCGCCACGUUCUCCCGUCAACCUUAUCGGUGCUUGUUCAAACGCAAUUCAGAGAAGCGAGAGAAUUUCUCUAUUCGACAGGUGGGAUGGAAAUUGUCGUUUCUGCGAAUUACAGGGGUUGUUUCAAUUCGAUGCUCGAGACACACAGUGACUUUCGAUUGGCGCUGUGGGGCUGUGGAUCGGGAAGCGUUCAAAUCUGUUGGGGUCGUUUAUGGACUAGGGGAUGAUUAGGUAAAUACGAAGAGCGGACGUCUGGAAUGUUGCAUAAUGGUUCAGUGAUAUCGAGGGAUUACGUUACGCAAUUGACAUACACAUGGAUGAGGAGGAGCGAAAGUACAGUCGACGAUAAAACCAUAAUAUAAGAAAGAUACUCAGUCGUCGGUCGUCAGUGUUAACCCUCAGUUGUAUCGAGCUUCUAAUUCAUGUAAAUAUAUCUAUAUAUAAUCAUAGGCGUUCAUGAAUAUAUAUAGGUAUAUGCGGAAAUAAAUAAAGUAUAUAUGUAUUAUAUAUACACACAUAUCCCAAUGUUUCGAGACGCCACGAGUCACUGGGGCAAAUUUCUUAGGGGCGCUCGGGAGGGUUCGAAGACAUCGAAAGGGGUUAGUCGAAGAUUCACCAGGGGUUUGUAUAGACGAGGAAUUUGAAAUCCUCGUAAGCCGAGCGAUAAAGUUUACCCCCGUGCGUCAACGGAUCCUCGAAUACCUAUUGUCUAUCAAUGAAUGAUUAUGUACUUAUAUAUGUGUAUGGCCUAAUGUAUAUAUUUCGCAAAUUUAGUAAUAAAAUCAUAUUUCAUUAACGA